CCCCGUGCGACAGUAGGUGCUCGAAGUGUGUGUCUCUGUGCAGGAGUGUGUGCUGUGUGGCUUCGCGGUGGCUGGGACGAGUAGGCUCUGUCAGCGGUCCCACUUACCGCUCACCUCGUAUUUUACACACUACCAAAAAAAGAAAGAAAGAAAAAGGAAAAGAAAAGAAAGAAAAAGAGGCACAGGUCAGGGUCUUUAUUUCCCCCUGCAGGCUUUCGCCUUUCAGGUCGAAAUAACCAGAACUCCUAGAUUUCAACGUUACCCUCCCCUCACCCCCCUCCCAACUCCAUGAACUCUACCUACUGUUGUGUGAACAGAUAAUUUUUUUUUUUUUUAACUGGGAAGCGUUAUUUCGCUUUUGCACCACCCCCCUUCUCUAAUUGCCAUGUAGCAGGCAUGAGGUUAAAGGAUAAGCUAGCCCAGCAAGGAUGAUGUGCUACAGUAUUUAUUUAUUUUGGAAGGAAGGGUGUAAUUAACCCUAAAUAACAGCCCUGGUAGCCUGCAGAGGGGAGCCUCCUGGCCCUAUCAAAGGCCGGCAGAACAGGGAGGGACUGAGGCUGACAUGAAGUCACAGAUACCGAAACUAUGUGCCUGAUAAUGAUAUAAUUAGGGGAUCAGAGAUUUCUGACUGCUGCGGACUUCAAAAGCUUUAAAAGAAGCCAGCAGUCUCUCCUGUAGCCAUCUUGACUAAAGCAGACAUUUUUGUGUAAUCACUACAUACAGUAACAAGAAAGGGGGGGGGGAACAGAAGAGCAUUGUUCACUGUUUUCAAAUACCAGUCCCCUUUUUGGGCCUUUCGCAUGCCACAGGAAGAAACUUUAUGAAACGACAGAAAUAUAGUUUUAAUACAGUAAUACAAAAGUCCAUUCAACUUGUUCAAAUGUGGCUCCAAUUAAAAAAAAAAGUUGUUAGAACUUUCGUAGUUACCUGUCAAAAUUUUAUUAGACUGUUUUAGGUCAUGGCAAAUAUAGCAUUUUAAAUAGGCUCUCAUAAACAUUUAACUUUUUUUUUUCUUUUUCUGUGCUAGGAGUGAGGUGACUAGGAUCAGAAUGGACUUUUCAUCUGUUUUAUUUCUACUUUAAGUCUAUACAUGGAAUUUGUUAGACGAGGGAUAUGUAGUCCUCCCCACCUAGGAGUGGUGACCUUUAUGCAAAACAUCAAGAUUGGAAAGAGGAGACAAAAACCCAGCCAAAGCAGGGUUCCAGCCCCAAGGUCUUCCCUGGGUGAAAUCAGAUGCUAUUGUGAUGCUGCCCACUGCGUGGCCACUGGCUAUAUGUGUAAAUCUGAGCUGAGCGCCUGCUUCUCUAGACUUCUCGAUCCCCAGAACACAAAUUCCCCGCUCACCCACGGCUGCCUGGACUCUCUCGCGAGCACAGCGGACGUCUGCCAAGCCAAACAGGCACGGAACCACUCUGGCACCACCAUGCCCACGCUGGGAUGCUGUCAUGAAGAUAUGUGCAAUUACAGAGGGCUGCAGGAUGUCCUGGCUCCUCCCAAGGGGGAGGCCUCAGGACCAGGAAACCGGUAUCGGCACGACGGGAGCAGGAACCUCAUCACCAAAGUGCAGGAGCUGACCUCUUCCAAAGAGUUGUGGUUCCGGGCAGCGGUGAUCGCUGUUCCCAUCGCCGGCGGCCUGAUUUUAGUGUUGCUUAUCAUGUUAGCCUUGAGGAUGCUUCGAAGCGAGAACAAGAGACUGCAGGACCAGCGGCAGCAGAUGCUGUCGCGUUUGCAUUACAGCUUUCACGGACACCAUUCCAAAAAGGGGCAGGUGGCAAAGUUGGACUUGGAAUGCAUGGUGCCCGUGAGCGGGCACGAGAAUUGCUGCCUGACCUGUGACAAACUGAGGCAGGCGGACCUCAGCAACGACAAGAUCCUCUCGCUCGUUCACUGGGGCAUGUACAGCGGGCACGGGAAGCUGGAGUUCGUAUGACAGGGCCUCAUCCGCACCCAAGUUCUCGGACGCUUUGAAGGCCUUGAGUUCUGCUGGACAGGAGCACUUUAUCUGAAGAAAAACAAACUCACGUCAUCAUCUGGGAGAGACCAAACGACCUCUGCGGACAGAAUCUUGGAUAUUUCUUCUGAAGGAUUAUUUGCACAGACUUGAAGGCAGUCAGAUGUAUUCUUUGCUUUAAAAUUAGAAAAAGCAAAGAGAGGACUGUGCACUCACUGUUACCAGGGUUAUUUGCAUCUGCGCGAGCUGGAAUCGAGCACCUAAAUAAACUGACUGGUGCUCUGUGUCAGCUCCGACGUCCUGAUUUAUUGUAAAGAUUUAAAAAAUAUAUCUAUAUUUUUUGUCUGAAAUUUAGCCGUGUCUUGUCAUAAAUUAAAAACAAACUAAGUGGGAAGUGUAAGAAACGACACGUUCAUUCCACAAACGAAGAUCUGUUGUUGAUUCUACUGUUGUCGAUUCUGAUAAGGUCUCCACUCUAGGAUUGGGCUUGACUUUUGUUUUGUUUUUUGUUUUGAAACAAGACCAAGAUCUUGUUCAUUCUUACUUGUGUAUUUGUAAUUUUCUCACAGCGUGGAAAAUUUCCAAAUGUGUACUGCCCAUCGUUCAGUGUCUCACCCCCCCCCUCCCGUUUUUUGUUAGGACAGUUCUGGUUUUUAGCUUUCAUCUGCGAGAAAUCUUAGACUUAUUUAUACCAGGUCAGAUAUGAUGAAUCAGUAUCUGGAGUUGCCUUAGCAAAGGUAAUAUUUCUCAGCUUACUCCAGAUGCUCUGGAAUGCUUCUUUUUAAAAUGUGUCUACCUCCAACCCCAAAAGGAAAGCCAGACCAAACCCACUAAAGGAAACUUCUUCUCUAGUUCAAGUUGGUCAUUGUCUCCUUUUGCUGUUGAUUAAUUUAUCGGUUAACUUUGUGUCAAAUCACAUUAAAUAUUGUGGACCCCAAAUUAGCCAAACUUGAUUGUAUCAUGCUCCUAGUUUGCAAACCUUCCUUCAACACAGUGUUAUGCUUUUUUUUUUUUUUUUACCUCUCAAUGUUUAGAAAGGGUUUCAACAGUGAACGUUAUUUGUAUCAAUUGAGAUUUAAAGAACACACAGUACCACUGGGACCCCCUGCCCCUGACAUUGACUUCAGCCACUGAUAGACUGUGUUUCCAUUCCUGCAGGACUUUUCUGUCUGGCAACACUUCUCAGGCUGAAUUUAAACCCAUGCUGCAUUUGCAUAUUUUUCCCCCAAAUAGGUCUUUGUUAUCUUACACAUGAGAAGAAUUUGCCACGUAGGAUUUUUUUUUUUCCUCGACUCUUUUGUAUAUUUGAAACUUCUGCUAAAAAUUAACCUAUAGUCUGCAUAUUUGAGUAUGGGGUUGUCUUUGAUACGUGUUAAGGGAUUCUUUGUGUGUGUGCGUAUUUGGGGGAAUAUUUUAUGAUCAGCAUAAUUUGGAUCCCUGAAGACAGAUGCAGUAGCCACGUUCAUGGAAGAAUCUGAGUUGCAAUGACUAGCCUAAAAACAAUAACCUAGAUUAUUUAAUAAUUGGUAGACCACAGCCCCAUACAAAGUAGGCUAUGGAAUAAAUACACAUUUUAAUAAAUGACAGCAUUCGUAUUGUG
Messenger RNA from Lynx canadensis (Canada lynx), 3551 nucleotides. RefSeq names its product BMP and activin membrane bound inhibitor (gene BAMBI). The coding region runs from base 1091 to 1930 and encodes 279 amino acids. The transcript is spliced from 3 exons. Gene Ontology annotation, molecular function: frizzled binding. Gene Ontology annotation, biological process: positive regulation of canonical Wnt signaling pathway; transforming growth factor beta receptor signaling pathway; negative regulation of transforming growth factor beta receptor signaling pathway. Lineage: Eukaryota; Metazoa; Chordata; Mammalia; Carnivora; Felidae. The record is from RefSeq and is a predicted model, not a curated record.